Molecule: messenger RNA, 2359 nt
Organism: Drosophila eugracilis
Lineage: Eukaryota; Metazoa; Arthropoda; Insecta; Diptera; Drosophilidae
Product: nucleoporin nup211
Exons: 3
Coding region: 1-2214 (737 amino acids)
Source: RefSeq, a predicted model, not a curated record
AUGAAAGCAAUCAGAUGUAAAUCAAGCAGCCAAGUUAGCAGUCAAGUCAUGAUUCGCUUGAAACUUUUUAUCACAUGUCUACUUAUGAUGACAACUUCAAAUCGAUCGUAUGAUAUCAAAAAGAUGCUGAAAUCAACUGAUAAUGCCUUUAAAAUUUUUCGCGACAAUAUAGAAAAAUUCGAACUUUGUGUAAAGCUCAGAAGGAUUUGCCACAAGAUCUGGGACAAGCCGCAGGAUUAUCCCGAUUUAGAGGAAGAAGCGAAUGUGGAAAAAGUGUUAACAGAAGAGGAUAAAGCUGAAUACAGAUUGGGCCAUUGCGUGCCAGAAGGUCUUACGGCCCAAGGAGAUGAAAUGUUUUGGGAAGUUGCCGCCGAAUGGCAGAAGGAUAUCGAUGAUAGAUUCUUAAUCCAGAAUCUUUUCGUCAUAAUAGAUACGGCCAACGAAGGACGAAACAUUAAGUUGUCAUUUGGAAGUUGGCAAGGUUGGUGCAAUAGAACUCAUGAUCCGGACGAAACGACAGAAUCUGCGGAAGAAGAUGAAAAUGAAUCGAAUUCACCAUCAAAACUUGAACCUAAAGUUUCACCCAAAAGCUGUGAUGCAAAUGGGACAUAUGGCAAAUGGAUUUCUGGCGAGAUUAACGGCACGCGAAAAUUGGACAAAGAUAUCCAGAAAUUUUCGGAUUUUUUGCAAAAACUUAAAAAGGAUAUGCAGAAAAUAUGCUGUCCCUAUGAGUCAAUACGAAAUCGUUUAGAAAUCAUAAACGAUGGUAUCGAUUUCCUUCAGAAACUUUACGGCAAUGAAUCAUUUACAAAACCCGAGUACACAGAUAUAAAUUCAGAUCUUUCCAGUCUCAAAACCAGAUUAGAAGGCUUCCAUAACAAUUUAAUUGGUUACAAUGACUCAAUGUUGAAGUGUUGCCCGAAUAUAACAGAUGAGCUUGACGAUUUUAAAAACUAUUUUAUGGAUAAUCUUAAAAAUUUAAGCAUGCAGAAAGCCAGUUUUGACCUUCAACCAAUUAUUGAAAAGAAAAAGAUCCUCCAAGAUAUGUAUUUAAGUCAAAAGAAGGAGUUUCAUCUAAUAGAAAGUUCUCUUGAUAAUCCGAGUGUUAAAGAUACUUGUUGUGGCAACACCAAAGAACAAAUUAAAAAUAUAAACAAAGUCUUAGAAGAGUUUGAUAAUUCGCUUAAAGAAAUAACAAAACCUAUAGAACCAUUGAAGGAAAAUCUGCAAGACACCAAUAAAACGCUUUUCUUUGUGGAAAGUCAGCUUAACUCGGAAAAGGAAUAUCUGCAGAUAAUAAAUUCCACCUACGGAACUGAGUGCCUACAAAAAGACAGUCUUAUUAAGGAUCUCCUAACUAAAGUUGUAAAUUUAGAACAGCAAAUUAAUAAUAUAAAUUUAAUAAAUUCCGUAAAUUGGACUAAUAUUACACAAUCUGAAAAGUUAGUAGACGAAAUGAUCAAAAAUAAAAUAAAUAAGGAUAAAGACGAAGCAAUCGCAUUUUACGAGCUGCAAGAAAAUAUUACCAAAGAGCGCUUCAAGCAAAUUCAAGAUCAACAAAAAAUCUUAACCGAUAAGCAAAAUGAUGAUAAAGCUAAAGAAAUGGAAAAUUCUUUACAACUACAGAUAAAUCAGUUAGAAAAAGAUAUAGACAACUUAACCGAAAAUGGCAUUAACUUAUUUGAACGACAACUUCAAUACACCCAUUUAAAAUUCGAAAUAGAAAUAGAAACUUUCGAUAGAAAAUUUAGGGAGCAACAAAAAAAUAUUAAUCUCUUCCGAGAGAAAAUGAAAAAAGAACAAGAUCUUAUCGAAGAGCGCCUUGCCAAAUUGGAAGGUAAAACAAUGGAAUCACCAGAGGAAUAUGACGAAAAGCUAAGUAAACUUGAGGCUAUUGCCAUGGAGUUUCCCAAACAGAUUGCCAGCUACGAAAAGGAACUUCUCGAUCGCAUCGAUGCCCUGGAACAGCAAAUAAAGGAUCUGGACAAGGAGGUGGAAAAUGCUGAGCACAGGGCAGACAUUUGCGAUGCUGAAUGUGAUUUUGGGGAACUGGAUUCCGUGGACAAUCUGAUUGGAAGGGUUCAGAAGGUCAACGAUAACUUAAAAUUGAAUUCCAUGAGUAGACCAAUCUCUAGGUCAAGGGUAGGGGAAAGAGAAACGGCUGUCAUGCGUAGUGCAAAACGAAAUCCUAGAAAAAGAUAUGUCAAAAUUUGAUAUAUUACACCGUAAUGCAAUAAUCAAAAACCAAAAAACUCUAUCCAAAUAGUUGCAAUUUUUAGGAAAAAAGUUAGUUCUUAUCAGUUCAAAAUAAAGUUUAAAAGACCCGCUUAAAACCUCUCUCUUUCCAACACUAAAUGUC